This is a messenger RNA of Lecanosticta acicola, 755 nucleotides long. NCBI's taxonomy places the organism in Eukaryota, Fungi, Ascomycota, Dothideomycetes, Mycosphaerellales, Mycosphaerellaceae. The record is from the annotation of a GenBank genome assembly.
AUGCAAACUGCUGCAACCGUACCAACUCAGGCUGAUCAGCUGUUCGAGUGAGUACACGCGCGGACUUGGAUGACGGCUUUGCUGAUUGCUACCACAGGAAGCUCGAGUGCGAUCGCAUGAUCAAGAUCUCCAUUGAAGAGGAGAACACACCCGUUCUGGUACCCGAGUCCACACUACGCCGCGCCUCUCAAUAUUUCUGCGGUGCACUCGAUCAUGCCCAUCUGGGUAACGGCCAGCGCGACACUCUGAAAUUUCCGGAGACGAAGCAGACUUGGAAGAUUCUACUACUCUGGAUCGUCACCGGCCAGGGGAUUGAGUUCGAGGAAUUGGAUUCCGACGGAUUAGAUGACUCCCGACCUAUUCUUCCCCUGAGUCGUGCUUGGAUCGCAGCUGACAAGUACCUCAUGGCCCCGUUGCAAGACAAGAUCAUGCUUGAGAUUAUCCGUGCCCUUGAAUCACAUGAGUUGGAUAUCAACACGGCGAAGGAGGUCUUUGAAAACACUGCACCAGAUUCAAAGCUGCGGCGGGUGGCUGCCGAGGAGGUGACUUUUGAGCUAUCUAUAGGAUUCCUCGAACAUGAGGCUCUUCAGGCUCUGGAAAGCGCUGUGGGUGGUUCAAUGUCUGUGCUGAAGGUAUACAGCCGCGUCACUGAUGUUGAGGACCUCCCCAAUCAUCGUGCCGACCUGCCCUUGGACCUUUGGCGAGAGUAUAUGGUACAAGAGCGCUGCAAAGUCAUUGACUGGAACGAAGUCUGA